AAAAAGGAGGGAAAUUCUCACACUGAACUUUUCACCUCUUUUUCAUUGUUGCCGUCGUCCAUCGCCCAUCGCCCACCGUUGUCGUUGCCGUCGUCAUUGGAAUCAUUAGUCUUAUCGCUUUUGUGGACUCUGGAGCGGAUGCAGAUAGAGGCUCUUUGAGUCCAUCAUGAAGUCAUUCGUCGUUUCAAUCCUCCUCCUCCUCUUGUCGUGCCCAUGGUUAUGCACCGCUGCCAACAAAGAGGAGGAAAAGGCGACGGCCCUCUUGAAACUCUCCCACGAGAUACACGGGAGAAUAGGGGUGCCCAUGCUGUACGCACGUCAGGCUCCCUCUGGAACCAGUAACCCUGCGACAGUCCCACCUUCCACUCAGCAAUCCCCCACUCCAUCCUCCUCCCCGACGCCGUCCCAACAGUCUCCUUCACCCGACCCGCCAAUCACCACGUCAGACGCUCCGGCACCGUCUCGCACAGUCUCCCCGCCUCCCAUCACCAAUGCCCCGCCUUCAGAGACCGUCGUCAUUACUCGAACAGGCGAUAAUGGCGCUCCAACCGUUAUUGUCACCGUGACAAAUAGGCCUAGUGGGCAGGGAAACGUAAACACACGUAAUCCAAAGGCAACGACCUCAGGCGUCCCCGCUCCUGAUAGCGAGGCAGGAGACACGACAAAAAAGAGCAGCAGCACGUCCGUCAUUAUUGGUUUGUCGGUCGGUGGGGCUGCCAUUGUCAUUGCCGGUGUUGGCAUUUUUGUCUUUCGCAAAUUGGGGCUUAAACCCUCGAAACGCUUUCGCGGUCGUCUGGCGGAUCUGGACGCACCCGGGGUCAGCCCCACACCUACCCAACCUUCGUCCCCUUCCACCAGUCCCGUGCCCGGCCCCCAGGACCGCGACAAACGCUUUCUUCACGACACGAUUCACGUUUCCCAAUCGCCCAGUGUCACGCCCUUUGGCGCCCCUGUCUCGGCCCAGCCACAGGAAGCCUAUGUACCCUAUGAAUAUGCUUAUGCUCCGCCUUAUGCAACCGCAGCCGCUCAUUCUACGGCUGGGUACGAUGCCUAUGCGCCUGGUCACGGGCCGUACGCUGCAUAUCAGGGCUAUGACACGUCAUCGCAGCCGAGAUAUUAAAUGCCGAGAUAGAGAGGAGCCGAGAGAUUUGGAAAUGCCGCCAGAAAAAUGGACACUUUUUAUUAACAACGUUGAUUGCAUAGAGUUUGUAUCUGAUCCUUUUUUUGUGACAUGUAGUAUCGUUUCUGUGUGUAUGUGUGUGUGUGUUGCGCGUGUGUAUUUGGAGCUGGAUAGUUUUACUGAUAAUAUACUGUCAUUUUUGCACA
Messenger RNA from Spizellomyces punctatus DAOM BR117, 1326 nucleotides. RefSeq lists its product as uncharacterized. The coding region runs from base 167 to 1120 and encodes 317 amino acids. NCBI's taxonomy places the organism in Eukaryota, Fungi, Chytridiomycota, Chytridiomycetes, Spizellomycetales, Spizellomycetaceae. The transcript has a single exon. The record is from RefSeq and is a predicted model, not a curated record.